AUGCGCUUGAUCAAAGCUUCAUCCAUACACGGCAACAAGCUCCAACUCGUCGAUUUCAACCCCGAUCAGCUCCCCCGGUACGCAAUUCUCUCGCACACCUGGGGCGAUAACGAAGUCAUCUACGCCGACAUCAGGAAUGAACAUGCCGCCACCAAGCCCGCCUUCCACAAAGUCCGCUACAGUUGCACUCAGACUCUGGCAGAUGGCCUCGAAUACGUCUGGAUCGACUCAUGCUGCAUCGACAAGAGCAGCAGCGCGGAGCUUUCCGAGGCCAUCAACUCCAUGUACGAGUGGUACAUGAAGUCGGAAGUCUGCUACACUUACCUCUCGGGCGUACCUGCUACUGUAGAUCCUGUCAAGACGGACGGCGCCUUCGCCUCGUGCCGGUGGUUCACGCGCGGGUGGACACUCCAGGAACUCCUCGCCCCGGCCGAGAUGGUCUUCUUCUCCGAGGACUGGGUGAAAGUCGGGGAGAAGACGACGCUGUGCAAGCCCCUAUCCGUCAUCACAGGCAUAGACGAAGACAUCCUUACGGGCCUCAGACCCCUCGAAUCAGCGAGCCUCGCCAAGCGCAUGUCCUGGGCCGCGCACCGGCAGACGACGAGGCCAGAAGAUGUAGCCUACUGCCUGAUGGGUCUCUUUGGCGUCAAUAUGCCAAUGCUCUACGGCGAAGGGGAGCGCGCCUUCCUCCGCCUCCAAGAGGAAAUCAUGAAGCAGUCUGACGACCAGUCCCUCUUCGCCUGGGUCGACCUCUCCGCCUCGACCGAGACCUACCACGGCUUGCUGGCCAAAUCGCCCGCCAACUUCGCCUACUCCAACUCCAUCAUGCCCUACCAGGACUGGGAGCCGCGACCGCCGUACUUCAUGAGCAACCGCGGCCUGCGCAUCGACCUACCCCUGACGCUGCGCGACCAAGACAUCUUCGUCGCCGCGCUGGACUGUCCAGCGCCGCCAGACUACGAGGACUCUACGUUCCUAGCAAUCUACCUCAAAAAGAUUUCGAGCGGCGGGGAUCAGCAAUUCGCCCGCGUGCGGGUGAACCAGUUCGCCAAAGUCCAGGAACGGGGAAACAAGCAGACGCUCUACGUGCGGCAGACGUUCAACGGCGUCGCGGACGCGGAGGGCGUGUUCCCGCAGCACAUUAUCCAACUCCGAAAGGGUCCGCCGCGGGACCAGUACUCGGUGCUGAAUCUGGUGCACUCCAAGGAGGCCGACAGAGGGGACCGGCCGGCGGCGUGCACGUCGAGCAGAGGCUCCGGAAGGGACUUGAUCCACACAGCGACGGGGAAUACGAUUGCUUUCCGCAUCCCGAAGGCGGCGGGUCAGCUCGCUGGGGCAGUCACGUUCGCGCGGACAGACGGAUCCCGGCUGCUCAUCAUGUUCGGGUCCACGGACGGCAUCCGAGCCGGGUUCCACGCCCGCGAGCUACCGCCUCGUUUCCCGGGCAUGAACCAGAGUCAGAACCAGAACCAGAACCAGGCAAAAACGAGCUCAUCAAAAGCAAAGGAGAACCAACAACAAGAACCGCCAGAAGUCACCUUCUCAUUCGACGACUUGCAAACGAUGUUCCGGCCAACCCCAGCAGGCAUCGACGUCGAGCUGGAGCGGUUCCGGGUGCGCGUUGACGUGGAGACGGUGAUUGCGAACGCGAGCAAGUACCUCAUGGCCGACGUACUCAUCGAGCCCGUCAACCGGCCGUGGGACCCGUUCGAACCGCUGGACGCGGCUCUCGGGUGCGGCGACGGCGCAAGCGGCGGCGACUAA
This is a messenger RNA of Colletotrichum fioriniae, 1764 nucleotides long. The record is from RefSeq and is a predicted model, not a curated record. Lineage: Eukaryota; Fungi; Ascomycota; Sordariomycetes; Glomerellales; Glomerellaceae.